AGAGGGAGGAGGGCUGGACUCCAUUAAGCCGAAGCCUGUUGGAAAACUGUUUGGGAUACUUCACUUCUUCAGCGAGUUCUUCGGGGAUUUAUUUCUGUUUUAUCACCUAAACUAGACUACAUACAUGAUUUAGAGAGAGAAGACUUGUUUUGUGCUGUGUAGUCGACUGUUUUAGUGUUUUUUCGUCUUUGUGAAGGAUGGCACUGGACGGGAUCCGGAUGCCCGAUGGCUGCUAUGCCGACGGGACAUGGGAGUUGAAGAUGCAUGUUACCGACCUCCACAGGGACGUUUCUCUGAGAGUCACCGGGGAAAUCCACAUUGGUGGAGUAAUGCUCAAACUCGUGGAGAAACUAGAUGUGAAGAAGGACUGGUCGGACCAUGCUCUGUGGUGGGAGAAGAAGAAGACAUGGCUGUUGAAAACUCACUGGACAUUGGACAAGUAUGGCAUCCAAGCUGAUGCAAGGCUGCUCUUUACGCCACAGCACAAACUGCUGCGCCUCCAGCUGCCCAACAUGAAGCACAUGAAGGUCAAGGUGAACUUCUCUGACCGGGUCUUCAAGGCAGUGUCCGACAUCUGCAAAACGUUCAAUAUCCGCCACCCAGAGGAACUGUCUGUACUACGCAAACCACGUGAUCCUAAGAAGAAAAAGAAAAAGUUGGAGGAGGCAGAGGAGGAUGAUCUGGAGCUUGAGGGUCCACUGUUAACCCCUGGAUCAGCCUCUGAGAUAAUUUACAUCGGACCUGUUAAAGGGAGCAUCUACUCUAGUCCAGGUUUAUAUAGCAAAACUAUGACCCCUACCUAUGACUCAAAGGAUGGUAGUCCUCUGUCGCCCACCUCAGCCUGGUUUGGAGACAGUCCCCUGUCUGAGGGCAAUCCCAGCAUCCUUGCUGUCAGCCAGCCUAUUUCCUCACCAGACAUCCUGGUCAAGCUCUACAAGCCCCAGUCUCUGUUGGACAAAGCCAAGAUCAAUCAGGGGUGGUUGGACUCAUCCAGGUCUCUCAUGGAGCAAGAUGUAAAGGAGAAUGAGGUGCUGCUCCUGAGGUUUAAAUACCACAGUUUCUUUGACCUCAAUCCUAAGUAUGAUGCCAUCCGAGUAAAUCAGCUCUAUGAACAAGCCAAGUGGGCCAUCCUGCUGGAGGAAAUUGAAUGCACAGAGGAAGAAAUGAUGAUGUUUGCUGCUUUACAGUACCAUAUCAACAAGCUCUCAAUCAUGUCUUCAGACAACCACAUGAAUAACAGUGAGAAGGAGGUGGAUGAGGUAGAUGCUGCCCUGUCUGACCUGGAGAUCACUUUGGAGGGAGGAAAGACAUCCAACACACUGGGUGAUAUCACAUCUAUUCCUGAGCUAGCAGACUAUGUCAAAGUCUUCAAACCCAAGAAACUGACGCUGAAGGGCUAUAAGCAGUACUGGUGCACGUUCAAGGACAUCACAAUUUCCUGUUACAAGAGUAAAGAGGAGGCACAUGGGACACCUGCUCACCAAAUGAAUCUGAGAGGUUGUGAAGUUACGCCAGAUGUCAAUAUCUCAGGUCAGAAAUUUAACAUCAAGUUGCUAAUCCCUGUGGCUGAUGGCAUGAAUGAGAUCUGGCUUCGAUGUGACACAGAGAAGCAGUAUGCUCACUGGAUGGCUGCAUGUCGUUUGGCCUCUAAAGGAAAGACCAUGGCUGACAGCUCGUACAACCUGGAGGUCCAGAACAUUCUGUCUUUCCUCAAGAUGCAGCACAUGAACCCUGACCCUCAGUUCAUUGAGCCGAUCACCACUGAUAUCAAUCCAGAGUGUCUAGUGUCACCUCGUUAUCUUAAGAAGUACAAGAACAAGCAGCCAGGCUAUAUCAGGGACUUGAUUUCGGCCCGGAUUCUCGAAGCCCACCAGAAUGUGGCCCAGAUGAGUCUCAUUGAGGCCAAGAUGCGCUUCAUUCAGGCGUGGCAGUCCCUGCCUGAGUUUGGAAUCACUCAUUUCCUUGCAAAGUUCCAAGGUGGGAAGAAAGAAGAGCUGAUUGGAAUCACCUAUAAUCGUUUGAUCCGGAUGGAUGCCCACACUGGAGAUGCUAUCAAAACCUGGCGCUUCAGCAACAUGAAACAGUGGAACGUCAACUGGGAGAUCAAAAUGGUAACCGUGGAAUUUGCGGACGAGCCAAGUCUCUCUUUCGUCUGUGCUGAGGUGGACUGCAAGGUGGUCCAUGAAUUCAUCGGUGGCUACAUCUUCCUGUCAACACGCGCCAAGGACCAGAACGAGUCACUAGAUGAAGAAAUGUUCUAUAAGCUGACCAGUGGCUGGGUGUGAGCUGUCCCAGACCAGCAGGGGUCAAUGAUUCUAGGUCAGGGGCCAGGAGAGGGAGUGGCUGAGGGUAGAAGGUGGAACUGAAUUGUAUGUGUUUAUUUUAAUCUGUUUCUAUCUUUUUAAGUGUUUGAAACUGCUGAAGAUUUCAGAACAGUACGACUAUUGCCAUGACUGACACAAUUUUUACUAUUUUUUUUUUUUUUUUUGCAUUAAUGCUGACAAGGUUAUUUGUUACUACACUAAAAACUGUUGGAUACAGCCCAGAUGAACUCCUGUGGUUAAACAGAAGCCUUACACUACCCUGAACCACCACCCGUCUCCUCUCCUGUUGGAAUGAUGCCCACCAACUCGCGUCCAUGACAGCCCUUUAAUCAAAUCAGAUCUAAACCCAAAGAUAUAUAUUUUUUCCUUUUUAGCAUUUUUGUCUUCUUUCUUUCUCCUCUAGACCAGGACUUUAAGAGUUGACAUAAGUCAUUAAACAUGUGAUAACAGUGCCACAGCUGCUUGUUACAUUUAAUUAUUUAUCUUUAAAGAAAGACUUAAUCAGUCUAAUGAAAAGUAUAUCGGUAACAGCAGCGGCCACUCAUCGCAGCUCUACAUGUCCACUCUGGUAAUGGCUUAAUUUCUGAAGUCCCAUGUAAGCACUUCUCAGUAUGUAGUCCUGUUUAUGAAGCUGUUGUAGAAUUUCCUUUGUUUUACAACUUGUCUGCUAGCUGACAAGUGAGACAUUGCGAGCCUUUGUUUGUAUUUAAAAGACUGAGCAUGUCAGAAAACACACUACAGCACAGAGCACUGGGAUGAGCAGUCUGUGGGUUUAACAAUCUGGUUUCCAGCUGAUCUUACUCUCAUUCCAUCAGCUGGCGCUUAUUUUUAAAAAUAUAAUGCUAGGUUUAAGGUUUGUCUUGUAUUUUUAAUGAUAAGCAGCAAGUUUGUUCCAUCUUAUGACAUAUAGGUGCACAAAAAUGUACUACAGAGCAUAAAUAAUUUUCCAGACAUGGUUGAAUAUGUUUUUUUUAAUCACAGUUUUUAAGCAGGUGGACAAGCAACCACAGAUGUAUCAUCAUGAAGUCUUGUACACUACAUGACAGGAUAGACAUGAUCACAAUCCCUUGUAGCACCUAUUAAUGCCCUUCUGUUUCUCACACCAUAUAGUAUUAUAUCAUUGUUAUAAACACCAGCAAAAGGUCACAAAUUAAAAAAAAAAAUGAAAUGAAUAUGCAAGCUUUCUUUUCCUCUCCUUGGUAUGAAGGAUCUAUAAAUGAAGUAUUAUUUUUUGUAACUAAUGUAAAAACACAAACGUUUUAUAGAAUUGUACAGUUGUUUUCUGCUUUUGGGGAUAUGGAGGUUUCUCCUUUCAGAAGAAAGGGGUUAAGCCAUCUGUCAACAUGUAGUAUUCAGAAAUGUGCCUGCAAAUGUUGUGGUUUUACUGAGUUUUCAGAUGAAGAUAUAUAUGAAUAUAUAUGAAGAUAACAUUAGUCUCAAACUCCCGUCUUGGUUAAGUUGUUUAAGUUACAGAUUUAUAUGCAGCUUAACACUGCGUUCGGUGUGCCCUAUUGCAUUUGAGCUUAUAUUUUAACUUUCUCUUCUACUAAUAAUGUCCACUUUUGGCCCACAGCGGCAGUUCUUUUUUUUUUUUUUUUUAAACUUGAUGCAUUUUCUGCAUAUUGAACUCGCUCAAUGCUUUUUAAAAUGCUUCACUUGAUUUUGUUUUUUGUCACAACUGAAGUAUCCACUUGUUAUUACAUGAAGGAGACCCUGGAGUUUGGGACAAAUCAGCAAGAAAAAAAAAAAAGCUUAACUGGUAAGCCAAAACCAAGAUUUGUUUUGUUUUGUUUUUUCUUCCCUCUGAUGUUGUUUUGUUUGCCUCCAGUGUCCAGAGCAGUGGUGCAUGACCUGCUGUUCUGUUUUCUGACUGUAAAAAUGCAUUUAUUUUAAAAAAAUUAAUAAAGUAAUUUUUAUUUAAA
Molecule: messenger RNA, 4246 nt
Organism: Melanotaenia boesemani (Boeseman's rainbowfish)
Lineage: Eukaryota; Metazoa; Chordata; Actinopteri; Atheriniformes; Melanotaeniidae
Gene: fermt2
Product: FERM domain containing kindlin 2
Exons: 17
Coding region: 198-2285 (695 amino acids)
Biological process (GO): cell-matrix adhesion; integrin-mediated signaling pathway
Cellular component (GO): focal adhesion; extrinsic component of cytoplasmic side of plasma membrane
Molecular function (GO): integrin binding
Source: RefSeq, a predicted model, not a curated record